Molecule: messenger RNA, 693 nt
Organism: Lathyrus oleraceus (garden pea)
Lineage: Eukaryota; Viridiplantae; Streptophyta; Magnoliopsida; Fabales; Fabaceae
Exons: 2
Coding region: 1-693 (230 amino acids)
Source: RefSeq, a predicted model, not a curated record
AUGGAAGCAUCUGAUCAAACACUUGUUUGUGUGAAACAAGUGAAGCAACACAUAACUGAUGAAUGGGAUGAGAGCAUGCCAUUACCAGGAGACAUCAUUGAAGGAUUCUCAACAGAAAACAUCGACGUUGCCGAUGAAUCCUUUUUGCAUGCAAAGACUAGUUCAGAGUUUAGUUCACAGCUUGGAAAGAUCAACAGUUGCGUCGAGUCCAUAUGGAUUAAGGUUAGAAGGGGUGAUAGUUUGAUGAAACUGCAGACAUGUAUUGUUCAACAGAAAGUUUCUGUUCUUAGACGAAAGUAUACUAUCCAAGCCAUAACAGAUCAUAGACAUAUCGCAGAUUUAGCCGAUCUAACAUUAAACCAGUGCAUUGAACUGCAGGUAAUGACAAGGAGAGUAAUGAACACGAAGGAUCAAGGAUUCCGCAAAGACGCGAUAAAAUAUGAUUGGAAGAUGAAAGUAAAAACAUAUCUGCCUUAUCAAUGCUCCUCAGUUGUAAGCUCCAUUCUAUUCAUGCCACUCAUCAGUGAGCACUGCAUCGAUACCGUUACGGCUAGGUGCAUGGCCUGGUUUAGUGCAGCAAUUUCCUCAGGGGUCCCUCUUGUUUUUGUCAAUAUCCAAACCGAACUAAUUCCACCUAAGGUAGUAGUAUGUAUACUUUUUCUUCAAGUUUCUUAUAGUACAUACAUGCAUUAA